UUCCAUUCCCCAUCUAUUUACGCAUCGAUCGAACACUACUAUAUAAGCAAAGUUAGCUGCUAGCUGAGCUAGUUUUGAUGAUGAAUAAUGCCAUUUUACACUCAAUUCCAAUGGAAGCAAAGCUCAACGAAGAAUCUAAGACGACCCAUCAUCAGAUUGUGGUAGUAAAUAACGCCGUCAUCGUCAAAACGGACGCCGGCAAGAGUCGAACUAAUAAUAAUUAUCCAAUCUUGAGCGGAUUGCAUGCGGGCUAUUUCCGAAUAAGCCUCUCCCUGUCCAGCCAAGCCUUACUCUGGAAAACGCUGUGCGAGCUGUCGUCAUCAGACGGAGACGCCGUUAAUAACGCCGCUACCGGGAAAGUGCUGCGCAAGUUGCUGCCUUCCACCGCCUUCGUCUUCAUCUGGUCCUUGGCGGUCUCCGUCCUGCUCUUUCUCUCCGUCAUCUACGCCGUCCGCUGCCUCCUCCGCUUCGACAUGGUUAAGGAUGAGUUCCGACACCACGUCCACGUCAACUACCUUUUCGCGCCCUGGAUCUCUUGCCUUUUCCUGCUCCAAGCCUCCCCUUUCCUCCAACCCCCCACCGCCGCCGCCGCCCUUACCGGUGUCAUGAUCAACGGCUACCAUAUGGUGCUCUGGUGGGUGUUCGUGCUCCCCAUCGUCGCGCUCGACCUCAAGAUCUACGGCCAGUGGUUCACGAAGGGGAAGCGGUUCCUCUCCGGGAUAGCGAACCCGACGUGCCAGCUGUCGGUCAUCGGGAACCUGGUGGGUGCGGCGGCGGCCGCUCGCAUGGGGUGGAGGGAGACGGCGGUGUGCAUGUUUGCGCUGGGGAUGGGGCACUAUUUGGUGCUGUUCGUGACGCUGUAUCAGCGGUUGCCGGGGAGCAGCCCCAUCCCGGUGAUGCUCCGGCCGGUGUUCUUUCUGUUCAUCGCGGCGCCGAGCAUGGCGAGCAUAGCAUGGCACUCCAUCUGUGGGAGCUUCGACGUUUCGUCAAAGAUGCUGUUCUACCUGUCGCUCUUCCUCUUCUUUUGCCUGCUGCAGAUAUGUCGACCAGGACUGUUCAAGAAGUCAAUGAGAAAAUACAACGUGGUAUGGUGGGCAUAUUCAUUUCCUGUAACGGUGAUGGCGAUUGCGUCAACGAAGUACGCCCUGGAAGUGAAGAGCACAGAAGCGCACAUCCUAAUGCUCAUUCUGUCCGCACUCUCGGUCACGGUGUCGCUUAUUCUGCUGUUUUGCACUGCGCUCAAUGCCAAUUUGCUUCUUCUUUUUCCUAAUGCAUCUGCAACCCACAUCAAUGACCAGCCCACAAUCGCCUUGUCUUAAUUACGGAGUAAUAAUAUACAUGCAGCCUCAACUAUGGAUUCACGUAUCUAUAAAAUUGAUAAAUGAUAAGUGAUGAAUAUUAAUAACCUGUGAUACUACUCUGAUCUAUACGUACGUAGUAUCUUAUAUACCCUCUAUUUUUUUUUAAAAUAAGGGUGUACAUCAUGUUUUGAUGUACUAGUGUACUACGUAUAAUCUUUUACAACAUACUCGAUCGGUAUAACAUAGAAACACAUGCAUG
Messenger RNA from Cuscuta epithymum, 1560 nucleotides. The record is from the annotation of a GenBank genome assembly. Lineage: Eukaryota; Viridiplantae; Streptophyta; Magnoliopsida; Solanales; Convolvulaceae.